GGCGGCCGCCCCAUGGAGUGUUACUACAUUGUCAUCAGCUCCGCGCACCUCAGCAAUGGGCACUUUCGCAACAUCAAGGGAGUUUUCCGCGGUCCCCUCAGCAAGAACGGGAACAAAACUCUGGAUUAUGCUGAAAAAGAGAACACUAUAGCAAAAGCCCUGGAAGAUCUUAAGGCCAACUUCUACUGUGAACUCUGUGACAAACAGUAUUAUAAACACCAGGAGUUUGACAAUCACAUUAACUCAUAUGACCACGCCCACAAACAGAGGCUCAAGGAACUGAAACACAGGGAGUUUGCUCGAAAUGUAGCUUCUAAGUCAAGAAAAGAUGAAAGGAAGCAGGAAAAGGCCCUUCAACGUUUGCACAAAUUAGCUGAACUAAGGAAAGAGACAUCUUGUGCUCCUGGGAGUGGCCCCAUGUUCAAGUCCACUACCGUUACAGUGAGAGAUAAUUGUAAUGAAAUCUCACAAAAUGUUGUCAUAGACUCUUCUAACAAACAACAAGAUUUCAAUUCCACAUUAAUGCACAAGGCACAGAAUACUAAAGAUAUUGCUUCUCUUGCUUCUUCCACUUCUGAAAGUACAAGCAGUAAUAAAUCUGACACUAACAAACUUGGGAAUCAAAUACAUGGAGCUCAAGGACACAAAGUUGGAUUCUCUUUUGCUUUUCCAAAGAAAGCUUCUGUCAAACUGGAGUCCUCAGCAGCUGUUUUCUAUGAGUAUAAUGAUGAAACAACUUUUGAACAUGGAGUUAGCAGAAGAAGUAGAUUUGUUCCAGGUUCCUGUAAUCUUCAGUCUCCAUCCACAACAGAAAUGGUUCUGUGCUCUGAGGAGAAACAUAAUGAUAUUCACUCACUAAUGGAAAAAUGUACUGACACAGCAGAAGCUGCAGAAUUUCAGGAACCAAAAGAACUAGCCAGUAAUGAAAACACAAUACUCGAGAAUACAGAAAUGCUGCCUGCUUUUUCUCAUUUGGAACAACCUAUGUAUUCUGUUUUGAAUGGCUACUGCACUGACAUAAAUUCAACAGCAUUCCCAGAUACAACUCCACCCACAGCUACCAUCUAUAAUCAAGAACUACCCAUAGAAUGUAACACUUCUGAACUACUGGGAAACAAAUCCACAGCUUUUGCUGUCACAGAGGAUAAUUUGUCUUUGCAUGAUAUCACUGAGGAAAAUAAGGAAGGUAUUAAUAGUAAUUCCUCCAAGGCUGAAAAUGAAAUUAAAAAACUUGGAUCCAAUGUACUAAUUUCAUCAAAUUAUGAAGGGAGCAAUGCAGCCUUGCAAAAUAAAUCAGAUUCAUAUAAAAGAUCUUGUGAACCAUUUGUUCCGGUCCUUAGUAAACAUGGAUCUACUAUUCUUCAGUGGCCAUCUGAAAUGUUAAUUUACACCAAUACAGAACCAUCAGUUUCCUACAGUUGCAAUCCUUUAUAUUUUGACUUCAAGUCAUCAAAAUCAACUAACAGUCUAGAGAAGAGUAAACAUGAGUUAAAUGUACCUCACUCUCACCACAAGACUGAGUCUGACCGGAGUCUAGUUUGGGAUUAUGCUGAUAAAUCUAUUUCAGAGUUAGCUGACUGUGAAACAGACAUGUGUAAAAAUGUGUGCAAUCAUGCAUCAUCAAUUAAAACUGAUGGUGUUUUAACUAAAAGCUGUGAUUCUGAAAAACAAGUUAAAUUGUGCUUAGACAACUCUUUCAGAAUUGGAGAAACAGAAAAGUACCACAUUUCAAGAAGAAAUUCACGACAGGAUACUGUGAUAGAUGAGGGACAGAAUAAAGGAUGGAUCAAAGAAACUUGUGAAAAAUGGUUUCGCAAAAACAGGAAAAGAAAAGGGAGGAGAAAACUGUGUCAUCAUCAUCAUGGGAAAACUGGAAAGGCAGGAGGUGAAAUUUCUUUAACAGCUGGACAGGAAAUUAAUUAUCUUAAUGAAAAUAAACUUCAGCCUCUUCAAAAUGCUCCAAACAUGUGCAAGUCUGAAAUUAGCAGCAUGUGGUUAGCUUCAGAGGAAAUGCAACAGUCAUGUCAAAAACCUGGCAUUGAAAACAGUGAUCAUAAAAGAGUUAUGUUCACAGCAGCACACAUACAUGAGCAUAGGGGCACAUGUGCUAUUUGGAACACAACAAAUAGCAAUGACCACUGCACGAAUUUUAAACCUCUCCACAGAAAAUACAAAGCAAGCUCUCACAAAUGCUCAAAAAAAUUAACUUUGAAUUCCAGAAGACAUAACUUAAUGUACUCUAGAACAUUUUGUGGUUGGAGAGUCAAAAGGUCUACAUGUAGUCCAGAUCAUAAAUGUCUGGGCCAAUAUAAUAAGGAAAAAUGUACAAGUCAAAGCCAGUCUAUAAAGAGAGCUUAUAACUUUCUGACUGAUGAACCUGAACGAUCCCAUAGAAAACGAAGACAACAUACAUAUUCUUGUUCAUCAGAUGAAAGUUCAUAUAAACAGACAUUUUUAUCACAAGAAUGUUUAAAUCAAAUGAGUAAUCUAACUGUACCAUGUAAACCUAAAGGGAAACGGAGAAGGAAAAAAAAUAGAAUUCAUCAUGCGUUUGUUGACAGGGAACUAAAAAGAAAUGAAAAUUAUAGGCCUUUGAAAGACAGUUCUACAGUAAAUAUUUUGGGGGAAUUGUUAAUUCAAGAUAAUACAGAACAAACAAAAUCUCAGCCCAUUAUGGAUUAUGCAAAAGAUAAGGACCAAAUAAUGCAGUUGGGAGAAAACAAGUUGCCUCUACAAGCUGAUAGUUUGCAUUCAGUAGAAAAAGACAAAUCAACAGAGUGUUUGCGGAUGGAGAGCACUCCAAAUGCAUUUUUGGAGGAUGCCACACAUUCUGCUUCUUCUGUUUCUGACCAUAGUGUUCAAACAACUGCAACACCAGAAAACAAGCUGGAAGAAGAAAAGAAACAUGAAAAUAUAACUGUUCAUGAAACUCAAGUUCCAUAUAAAGUGCCCAAUAUUGACAGAAAUUUGGAACAAACUCCUCCUAAAUCUUAUCUAUGCCACUAUGAAGUAGCUGAGACUGUACCACAAGAGAAAAUAAAUGAAACAACCAGUGAAUGGUUACGGUACAAUUCAGGCAUUUUUAACAGCCCACCACCUUUGCCAUUCAAAGAAGCACACAUAAACAGUCAUACCUUUUUAGCCACUGAACAGAUACUUACCCCAUUCACAUUACCUGAUCAGACAUUGAUAUUUCCCCAAGAAAACCAUGAGAAAUUUAAAGAUCUGCAAUGUGAGGCCUAUCAGCAGAUCAUGCAGCAAAACAUGCUGGCUAACAAGAUGAAAUUUACCUUUCCUUCCCCUGCAAUUCAACCUUCUAACUCUCCUCUGCAGCCAUUACCCUUGCAGCAGCCACUGUGUUCUACCUCUGUAACCACAAUCCAUCAUACUGUUUUACAGCAGCAUGCUGCUGCUGCUGCCGCAGCUGCAAAUACCUUUAAAGUUCUUCAACCUCACCAACAGUUCCUGUCACAAGUCCCAGCUCUUUCAAGAACACCUGUACCUCAUCUAUCAGUUGGACCUCGACUUUGUCCAGGAGGCCACACAACUUUUAUUGCUCCCCCACAUUUGCCACUAAUUCCAACUUCAGUUCUUCAUCCGAGUCACCUGGCUUUUCCUCCUUUGCCCCAUGCUCUUUUCCCCUCAUUGCUGUCCCCACAUCCAGCUGUCAUUCCAUUACAGCCCCUCUUCUAG
Alligator sinensis (Chinese alligator) is the source of this 3693-nucleotide messenger RNA. RefSeq names its product zinc finger protein 804A (gene ZNF804A). Gene Ontology annotation, cellular component: nucleus. Bases 13 to 3693 code for a protein of 1226 amino acids. The record is from RefSeq and is a predicted model, not a curated record. NCBI's taxonomy places the organism in Eukaryota, Metazoa, Chordata, Crocodylia, Alligatoridae. The transcript has 4 exons.